Molecule: messenger RNA, 5249 nt
Organism: Toxotes jaculatrix (banded archerfish)
Lineage: Eukaryota; Metazoa; Chordata; Actinopteri; Toxotidae
Gene: gabbr1a
Product: gamma-aminobutyric acid (GABA) B receptor, 1a
Exons: 24
Coding region: 300-3293 (997 amino acids)
Biological process (GO): G protein-coupled receptor signaling pathway; gamma-aminobutyric acid signaling pathway
Cellular component (GO): membrane; G protein-coupled receptor heterodimeric complex
Molecular function (GO): G protein-coupled GABA receptor activity
Source: RefSeq, a predicted model, not a curated record
UGCGUUUGUAUAUAGUGCAUGUAUAUUUUUUUGUAUGGAUUUUUGUCAUUUCUUACCUUUACCAUGCGUAACUGCAAUACAUGGAAACAAGCGGAAUAAGAUAGGUUUUGUUUUCGUAACAUUCUGUUUACGCACGGAGCAGCUUGCACAUUUAUAGCCAUAUUAAUAUAGCCAUAACAAAAUCGUUGCAAAGAUGCAUAUUUUUACCAAAUAAUCCGACACUGGGCUCUCACUGGCGGGUCCAACCCGGAGGACGAACUGUUAUCUUGACAGAGCGCAUCGAAACUAAUAAUCCAGAGAUGGCACGGCUAUUGUUUCUGAUUAUUCUCUGUGCUCUUCCGUCUCUUGUUGUGCCCAUACAUAAUUCAUCAGCUGGAGGCUGUGCCAUCAUCCGGCCUCCCAGGGACGGGGGCAUCCGCUACAGAGGCCUGACACAAGAACAGAUCCGCAGUGUGCAGAUCCUUCCUGUGGAUUAUGAGAUCGAGUACAUUUGCAGAGGAAACCGGGUGAUCGUGGGGCCCAAGGUCAGGAAGUGCUUACCCAACGGCACAUGGACGGACAUGACGCAGCACAGCAGAUGCUUGCUGCUGUGCCCGAGAGUGUGGACGUCUCUGGAGAACGGGCGGGUGACGGUGAAGCCUCCUGGACCUCCAGUGGAAGGGACAGUGCUCCAUUACAGCUGCCACGCUGGCUUCAUCCUGGAGGGCAGAAACAUCAGCCACUGCACUAAGCUGGGCAAAUGGGAUGCACCUAAACCCACCUGCCUCUACGACAGAAACUACACAGGCAAGAAGAAGCUAUACAUCGGAGCGCUGUUCCCCAUGAGCGGAGGUUGGCCGGGCGGCCAGGCGUGUAUGCCCUCCGCUCAGAUGGCCCUGGACCUGGUGAACAACAGGAGCGACAUCCUGCCCGACUACGAGCUGGAGCUCAUCCACUACGACAGCAUGUGUGACCCAGGUGAGGCCACCAAGUUGCUGUAUGACCUUCUGUACACCGAGCCCAUCAAGAUUGUCCUGAUGCCCGGCUGCAGCGGCGUCUCGACGCUAGUGGCUGAAGCUGCUCGCAUGUGGAACCUCAUAGUGCUGUCCUAUGGCUCCAGCUCACCGGCUUUAUCCAACCGUCAGCGUUUCCCCACCUUCUUCCGUACGCACCCAUCGGCCACCCUCCACAACCCCACCAGGGUGCAGCUCUUCCAGAAGUGGAAGUGGACUCGGAUCGCCACCAUCCAGCAGACCACCGAAGUCUUUACCUCAACUCUGGACGAUCUGGAGCAGAGGGUAAAGGAGGCAGGCAUCGAGAUCAGUGUUCGCCAGAGUUUCCUCACCGACCCUGCUGUCGCUGUCAAGAACCUCAAGCGCCAGGAUGCAAGGAUCAUUGUGGGUCUCUUUUAUGAAACUGAAGCCAGGAAGGUGUUUUGUGAGGUGUUCAAGGAAAAGCUCUAUGGGAAGAAGUAUGUGUGGUUCCUGAUAGGCUGGUACGCAGACAACUGGUUCAAGAUCAAAGACCCAGCUAUCAACUGUACGGUGGAGAACAUGACUGAGGCUGUGGAGGGACACGUGACCACUGAGAUCGUCAUGCUGAAUCCUGAGACUGUCCGCGGCGUCUCCAAUAUGACAUCGCAGGAGUUUCUUGUUGCCUUGAUGUCUCGCCUGGGAGGAAAGAACCCAGAGGAGACCGGCGGGUUUCAGGAGGCUCCUCUUGCCUACGACGCAGUGUGGGCUCUGGCCCUUGCCCUCAAUAAGACUGUCGCGCCACUGAAGGCCAGGGGCCGACGUCUGGAGGACUUCAAUUAUAACAACCACGACAUCACCUCCGAGAUCUACAGGGCCCUCAACACAAGCUCCUUUGAAGGUGUUUCGGGCCAGGUGGUGUUUGACGCCCAGGGUUCCAGGAUGGCAAUGACUCUCAUCGAACAACUGCAAGGAGGUAGUUACAAGAAGAUUGGUUACUAUGACAGCUCUCAGAAGAACCUCUCCUGGUUUGGAAACGAUGUUUGGAUAGGUGCUGGACCUCCGGCUGAUCGGACAGUGGUGAUUGAAGAGUACAGAUUCUUGUCUCAAAAGCUGUUUGCGGCCGUGUCCGUCUUCGCCGGCCUUGGCAUCCUGCUUGGCAUCGUCUGUCUAACCUUCAACAUCUACAAUGGCAACGUCCGCUACAUCCAGAACUCUCAGCCCUACCUGAACAACAUGACAGCGGUGGGCUGCAUGAUGGCUCUGGCUGCAGUCUUCCCGCUGGGGAUUGAUGGUCACCACGUCCACCGAUCACAGUUCCCCGUUGUCUGCCAGUUCCGCCUGUGGCUCCUCGGCCUCGGCUUCAGCCUGGCGUACGGCAGCAUGUUCACCAAGAUCUGGUGGGUCCACACCCUCUUCACAAAGAAGGACGAGAAGAAGGAGAAGAAGAAGCAACACUUGGAGCCAUGGAAACUCUACGCAACAGUUGGAGUGCUGCUGGCUAUCGACUUCCUGUCACUCAUGAUUUGGCAGAUCGUGGAUCCUCUGCACAUUACGGUCGAGAAGUUCACUAAGGAGGCCCCUAAAGAAGAUUUGGAUGUCCUGAUUCAGCCCUUGUUGGAGCACUGCAGCUCAGAGAAGAUGAACACAUGGCUUGGUGUGGUUUAUGGCUACAAGGGUCUGCUGCUGCUGCUGGGCAUUUUUCUGGCUUACGAGACCAAGUCUGUCUCCACAGAAAAGAUCAAUGACCAUCGGGCCGUGGGGAUGGCUAUUUACAACGUUGCUGUCCUGUGCCUGAUCACGGCUCCAGUGACUAUGAUCCUGUCUUCGCAGCAGGACGCCUCCUUUGCCUUUGCGUCUCUAGCAAUAGUCUUCUCUGCCUACAUCACUCUGGUUGUGCUUUUUGUACCCAAGAUGCGGCGCCUCGUCACCCGCGGUGAGUGGCAGUCGGAGCAGCAGGACACUCUGAAGACCGGCUCUUCCACCAACAACAACGACGAGGAGAAAUCCAGGCAGCUUGAGAGAGAGAACAGGGAGUUACAAAAGAUCAUCCAGGAGAAAGAAGAGAGGGUAUCAGCACUCCGCAACCAGCUGGCUGAGCGACAGUCUCUACGUAACCGCCGCCGACCCUCCACAGGCCAGAACCAGAACCACAACGCCCCCCCGCCCUCGUCCCAGCCGGAUCCCAAGUCUCUGCUUCCACCGCCAGGCUACCCCAACCCCACCACAGACAAUCACUCGCUUCCGCCCUCCUUCUCCAACUCUUCCAACCUCUACCCAGCAGACAGCAAGAUGAGCCGCAACCACUGUCACAACAGCCAGAUCCCACUGCUGUAUAAAUAGGCGAUCACGGGAGGGAGGCAGUCACACAGUGCACACAGGGGACACAAAACACAGGGAGACACUGUGACUUUCACUUGUUUGGGGCGAUGAGCACAGCGGUGUAGUGACACUGUUUUAAAAUACGGCGUGGAGUCACAAAUAGGUACACAGGAGCGCUUUACACUUGGCAGCUUCGGGGAAAGUCAUGCAGGUAACACCCAUCCUCACAGUUUUGAUCUCACUGUGUUCAACUCAGCAACAAGGCACUUGUGACUGGUCAACACAGCGACAAGCACAUCUCCAGACUAACGGCACUCAAGGUCCUUUUCAAAGGUGAAGUGAAUGGAUAGAUCUCUUCGUCAUUCCUCUCCCUCAUUCGUUAUCUCCUUCUGUUGUGGAGACAACCACAUCGAGGAUCUUAAAAGGAAAAGUUUGUGUUUGUGUCUUUGCUAAGUCGUCUCCACCUUUUGUCUUUAAAGUUUGUUGACUAGACAAGCACAGUAGUGAUUUAUAUUGUUCUGUAAUAUCUGACCUGUUUCGUCAUGGAGUUGUUGUUCAAUUAUUUGUUUACUUUUCCGGAGAGUUGUGAAAGCUGAAAUUUACAAAGGGACUAAGCAAUGUACAGUUUUUUUCCCAACGUUUCCUCUGUAGGGCGGCUGAGCUCGACUGUGUGGAAUUCUGGUUUCACUGAAAAGUGAUAAUGUGCAUUAUUAAAUAGCCAUAACUGAGAAGAGUCAAGGAGCUUGGCAUGUAUGGACGUUUGUUGUCAGAACUGUGUUUUCAAGUACGGCAUUGCAUCUUAAAAACCCAGUGUUUUGCUGAUGGAUGAAUAUUACACCCAUUUUACAGGAGAAAAUUAUAAAAGCUUACAGAUGUAUGAGGACAAUUUUGAUAGUUUUGCCAUUUAAAAUGAUGUUUUGCAAUGUAUUUUUUGAGAUUUGCGUUGUAUCUCUUUAGCAGUAAAGUACAGUAGUAGCCAUCAAAUAAAUCCCACAUCCUGCACCUCAAGUAUCAUGCAGAUGUUACUGGCUACUGCUGCAGCCACAGUCACUGCAGCUGAUUGUUAUAUUUUGUAGGUAAUAACUGAAGGGGACUUAAAAAUCUAUAACUAUGAAACUCCAGAUUCCAACUUAACAGAAGAAUAGUUUGUACUUUCUGCCUCCUGAAAAUAAAAGCCAAUUUAUAUUUCUACAGCAGCAGCGAGAUGUGGGGCUUCUGUGAUGGCUGUUUCUGUAGAUAUUCAGAGAAAGCACAGUUUUUAUACACAUGAAAUUUGUUACAUGUCAUUAUUGUGAGCCUUUUUAUUUUGAAAGGAUGUUGUUGUUUUUUUUAAGUUUUCCCAUAACAGACAAUCUGGAUGGACGCUCAUUUGUUUGUACUUUUCUUUCUCAUUUUGCCUUUGAAUAACUGUAAAUGUAUCACAGAGGGAUAUAAGUAAUGUGACAUACUGUAUUUAUUCAGCAGUUAAUCUGGAUGUACUAUUUCAUUCAUGAGCUAUUUCCAGAUUUUAUAAAGCAAUGAUACCUGAACAGCUUUAUCAGCAGGUAAAACAAUACUUUGUCAAAUGUUUUUAAAUAUAUAUAUAUACUUCAGUGUGCACUUUAAACUGAACAAACUAUGGUUAUUCCACUUUAUGUUACUGUUAUUCUAAUACAUCUUAGCUCAGGGUAUGGAGAAGGACAGUCAUAAAUGAAUGAAAUAGGCCAUAUUUAUUAACUGUGCAGUUCAUGGAUCAGAUAGUGUAACAUAUGAAUGCAGAAAUAAUUUAGGAAAUGUUCUAUUAUCUCGCACAUAUAUGACAAUAUACAUGGAUUUGGGGAUAUUUGUAUUCACUAUAUCUAAGAUCUUAAAUGUUAAUAUAUUUCAGAGUAUGUGUAUGCAAAUAUAUGGGUACCAUAAAUAAAAAUAAUUGUUUUUUCACAUGGUAUGUUUGUGUUUCAGUGAUACCUUUUGUAUCAUUGGAAAUGUAGAACAAGA